AUGUUUAUUUCCAUUCUUCUUGCUGCAUAUGGAGUCUUGUGCAAUUCUGCAAAUGAACAAGAAGAAUCUCACUCCCCCAAUCAGUAAGAAAAUUUAUAUUAAUUUUUGCUGGAUUAUAGCUUGCAAACCAUACAAAAAUUAAUACUAAAAUUAAUUCAUUAUCAAAAAAAUCCAAGAUUUUGUUUAUUAUGAAUUUGAGAGUCAUAUUUUCCCUGAUCUGAUCAGAUCUAAUUGACAUGAUCAAACAGAUCAUAUUUACCUUGAAUUAGUAGAAGAGACUAUCCGAUAUGAUGAAGUCUUCGAAGAUAAAUACAAUUACUACAAAUGAACCUUUAAUCCAAGCCAAGAGAAAAUUGAUGUCACGAUUGCUUUAACUUCUUUUACAGGUGACCCAGAUCUCUAUAUAAGCAUAGGGAACCCAGAUUUAUCAAAAGACCGCUAUGACGAAAGAAGCAUCUCUUUUGGCUCUGAUUCUAUUGUGUUAAGAUUAAUAUUAAAUGGCUUAAAGUCUUCCAGAUUUGAUCCCUCCCCACGCAAGCGACCACUAGAACCUGCUCGCCGGAGGUAAUUCAGUUGCCUGAACCCUGUCUCUAAUGGUCUACUAGUAAGAUCUAGGGCCUGCGCCGAUAUCCCUGAGUGCCAACGGGCUAGAAAAGACUCCUAUUGUGUUUGGAGACGUCUUGCGGCUGCUAUGGAGGUAAAGAUUAGCCCGAUGCCUCCUGUUAGCCACCCUGAGGUCAGGUGAAAGUCAAGAAAAAAGGUCUACGGCCCUCAGAAACCGGUAGGGAAAAGGGCCCGUCGCCAAAAACCAUCCGGGUAAUUGAUACUCGACUGAAAUGGUCACCAGCUGGCUCCCAAGAUUAUCCACCCCAUACGGCGGCGCUAGGCUCGCUAAAGGUUAGAGCUAAAGGGCCUGGACCUUGGUUUAGGCUAUAAAACCAUUUGGUGCCCAAAGUGGAGCGACCUCCGUAAGGACAUAUUUCGUCGCCACCGUAUUAAUUAUUCCCAUUGUUUUAGGAUGGGAAAAUUUAAAAACCAAAUGCAAAACAGACUGUCUUAUCUAUAUUGCAGUUUACGGCCAUCAGAGCUCAAAAUAUUCAAUUUUGGUAUCAACCUCUAAAUAUAGCCCAAUACUGCUUAGCAAUGGAGUGGCUCAAAAUAGUCAGAUGUCAUCAAAACAAAUUGCUUAUUACUAUUCCACUAUUGAAAAAACCAAACCUUUAUAUGUUAGCUUACUCUCACUCCAAGGGGAUGCAGACUUAUAUUUAAGAUUAAUAGAUAUGGGAAAAGAAGGUGAGCUACCUUCAGAAUGGGAAAAAGUUAAUCAAACACACCAUGACUGGUCUUCCUUGUCAGCACUUAUAGAAGACAGAAUUUAUGCAACUCCAGAAAUGAUAAAUUCCCGUUGCAAAGGUGAAAAAUGCGCAUUUCUAGCUGGGCUGUUAUGCUAUGGAGAUCUUUGUGAGUACCAAGUCUCUUAUAUGCAGAUUUUUUCACAAGUUUUAUUAGACAGCCAGCCAACACAAGGAUUUAUAGAUGCUAAUAGACGCGCAAGCUAUUACACUUUUGAAUCCCUUGACAAUUUUAUAAGCUUGACUAUUAGUUUGACGCUUUUUUCUGGGAAAUUGGCAGAAAUGGAUGUAUCAUUUGAUAGUCCUACAGUUGCAAAUGCGAGUCAGUGGUAUAGUGUUGGACUCCUUAUUGAUUUCUGAGGAAAAAAUACCCUUAAAGCCAGCAUUUUUUGAUAUUUUAAAAUAUUCUGAAAUGCCAAAUAGGAAAUUUAAGAUGAAAUUCUUAAAUUUCGAGGUUUUCUUAGAAUUUAAAAUUAAUUUUUUUUUAAUAGUCAUUAUCCUUGAAGAUCUAUAAAGUGGUGCACACUAUAUUUGAAUUCGCGUGACACAAAGCCUUUGAUUAUAAAUUCUGCUGAUAAAUAUUUUAAGGAUGAUAAGUCAAUGAAAGGGAUUUUUUAUAUAGGAGUCCGCUGUAGCGGUUUGGCAGGCAUUUCUUGGAUACUAUUUGGUUGAUUUUUAGAAACUACUUAAUAAUAUUAUUGUUUUGCAAAGUAAUACCUUAUGUGAAAAUUUUGAAAAACAGUAUCAGAAACAUCAUAUAUAUUUAAAAUGGCAGAUGAGAGCCCGCUUUAACUCCUGUAGCUGAUCCCACGUCGAAGGGGUGCAGGGACCUUGAGGAAGGGAUUUUGCCUACCUUAUAUAAGAGCAAUUUAGUAUUAGCUGACAGCAUUCUUACUCACAUUUAGCCCUCAUCGGCAGGAGUACCUUUGCGAUGUCGUGAAACGCGAACUAGCGAUAAGGCCAUUGUAUGAUAGAGAUAGUAUUUGGAAUUUAUCGUAAUUAAGUAUCAAAGAAAUCUCUGCCAAUGGAAAUAUAACUAGCUUCACUAUUUACGAGGGAGCAAAAUUGUUUUACUUGUUUUGGGUGAGGGUUAAUUUUUAUUUUAAUAAAUGCUAAUAGUAUUUUUUGAAAUUUAAAAAAUCGCCGUAAAAAUUAAUUUCAUAUGUAAAGAAUUUAUGUUUAUAAUGCAAUCUGUUAGAAUUAAUAGCUAGUGAUCUAAUUUAAUUAAAAUAUUUUUAUAGAAAAUAAUUAUAUUAAAAAAAUUUUUUGAUGGAUGUGUGUUUUCCCAAAACAUUAGGAAUUUACAAAUGGUUAGCUCUUUCAGAAGGGGAGUGAGUAAAAAUCAUGGAGUCCGCUGUGAAGCUAGCUGUGAAUACUCAGUUUUUGCGACUACAAAGAUAAACCCUAUUGUUCCCUUAUUAGAAGGACAGCCACAAAGUGGAUAUAUUCUUCCAAAAACUCCUGGGUAUUUUUCAUUCCACAAUACACUAGAUACAGAUAUUACUUUUAGGCUGUCAAUUGUAGCUGGAUCUGCGUUUAUAGUGAUAAACACAUGUGAAGUUAAUACAGAAAAUUACAAUGACUGCUUGCCAACUUUACAUUCUUUUAAAUGGUCUUCUUUAGGCAAUUAUGAUGCUUCUUUUCUUACAGUUUCUCAUAGUGACCCUUUAUAUUGCCAAGAUUGUAUUUAUGCAAUUGGAAUUUUUUCUCAAGGCGCUUCUUGCUCAUUUUAUAUAAAUGCUAAAAAUCAAUAUAUUGCAAGCACUCAAAUAGAGCUUUAUAGGAAAAUUUUUAAAAGGAAAAAUGGUUUAAAAAAAUAGUUAUUUUUAAGCAAUAUAAAAAUGAUUGUUUUUUUAUGGAGAUAUUUUUCUCUAACUCCCCCCCCCCCUCCGUGAGCGAACAAAACCAUUAGAAAAAUCGCCAUUUUUUGACCCAAAAACCCACCCUCCGUGAGUGAACAAAAAUUUUUUUAAUAGAAAAAAUUUUAAUGGAAAAAAAUUUUGAUAUAUAAGUGAUAAUUAGUAUAAUGAAAUCUAGAGCUAAUUCUGUUUAAUUUUAAACAAAUUGCGUUUUAAAAACAUAAAUUUUGCAAAUUAAAUUAAUAUUUGCUUCCCAAUUUUUGCAAAUUAGGAUUUUUUUAAAUUUCGAAAAAAAUAUUUUUUAUAAAAUUUAUAUAUAAAUUUUUUUUUAAAAAAAAAAAUUAACCCCCCUCCGUGAGCGAACAAAAUUUUUUUGUUCGCUCACGGAGGGGGGGGGGAGUAAGACUCUAAAAGGGGAUAUACACUAUAUUAUAAUGAAAUCGUUGAAAAUGGAGUAAUAUCCAAAUGAUAUCUAGAGAGAAAUCAGUGGGAAUAUUACAUGUUUAUCGUCGAAGAAAAAAGUGAUCUAGAAUUCCAAGCAAGCACUGAAUAUGGCAAAAUCAUGAUAUUAGUAGGAAAGAAAUUGCCAAUAACUUUAAAUAACUAUCAAUGGAAAAGUACAGCAAAAGAAAAUACUGAAAUUGUGAGGAUAUAUCCCUUGAAUUAUUUUAGAAUAUUAUUGACCAUAGUUUUAAUUUUUAAAAUUAAUGUAUGCUUGCCAGCUUUUUUGAAAAGUAAAAACAUAAAUGAAAAAUCUCCAUUUUAUUGGUUAAUAUGCUCAAUUAAACUUAGAUUGUAUAAGGCAGAUGCUCUACGCCAUAUUUUUCUGGUCGGUAUUCUGCUGGGGUAUAGCAAUCUAUUAUUGUGCAUAAAUUAUACCAAAAAAUGACAAGGAAAAUAGUGAUGGGACUUUUUAUAUAGGAAUUUUGGCGAGUGAAGUAUCGAAAUUUUCUUUUGUAGCUUUUGCGAAAAAUUCAGUAAUUUAUCUGACUGGGCAAUAUAUUCAGACUUUUUCUCUAGAAGAAAAUGAAUUAAAAUUCUCCUUUGGGGUUGACCUUUUGGAUUUAUUCUAUUUAUAAUAAAUAAUCUCAUAAUUUAUGGGAAAAUAUGUAAUCAUGCUAUAAAAUAAUCUUAUUAAAUUAUAGAAAAAUGCAUAAAUAUAUAUCCAUUAUUUUGUUCUUUAACUACAUUUUCUGAUGAUUUCAAGCCUGCUGUUUACAUAAAUUUCGAGGAGCAAAACAAAGUUAUUGACUUUCCUACACAAAAUCGUGCAGAAAUUUCUUAUGAUUCUGAUAGCAACUAUGACUUGAUUUAUAACUCAUUGGACUUUUUCUUACCUCAAGAUAAGGCAGGGAGAUAUUUAUUUCUUAUAAGUUCAGGCUCUCAUUACCAGCCGAAGCCUUAUUUUUCGUUUUUCUGCACUUCUCCUUAUGAUAUACUUGAGCUGUCCCAAAAUUCCCAGCACAUCCAUCGCACAGAGUCAGAUUUUUCGCCAGCGAAUUUUUAUAUCCACAUUCCAAAUUUAUAUAAAAAUGCCUUAAUUUUCCCAUUAAUUAAAAAUUUUAAAUUUACCUAGCUAACUAUAGCCAACACCUAUAUCUAUUUUAAACAUUUAUAUAAUCCCAUGCUUAGGGGACGCCAAGCUCCAAGUGUCAGAAAUUUACAAUAAUUUUGAAUCGUCCCUCCCUGACCUAGAAGUCAUCAAUUUUACUAGCGGGAUGAUUCUUGGUACCAUUCGGUCAGCUAAAGGAGGCUAUUUCUUGCGUAUUUCUUCUAUGAGUAACGGAGAAUCAAGCCAUGGCAACUCUUUCCAAAUUAUCACAGAAACAUUAAGACCUAACGAGAAAUCUCCUAAAAGAUUGAAACCAGGGAAAAUUUAUUAUGAAAAAGAAGACAAAAAGUCUUACAGGAUUUUGUUUGAAGAGGUAAAAUAUGAUGAUGGGUCGACUCCAGACGUCGGAGUUGAGUAUUAUUUAUAUCAGUCUUCCAGCAGUUUUGCACAUAUGGAGUCUGUGUGUGGGAUGAGGAUGGCAAAAAAGGCGACCAUAGCUCAAGAAGUCCUUUUAAAAGACAAAACGCAAGCGAUAAUCCAGACAUCAGAAGAAGCCAUUAUUAACGUGGUUGCUGUGGAUACAAGAUACCCAGAGUCAUAUUUAUCAUAUAUUCCUUACAUUCCUAUCAUCUUACCCAAAACCCAAACAAACUACAACACAUCUAACGGCAGUUGAUGGUUUUUAUUUGUUUUUAUUGCGAUCGUAAUAUUUGGGAUUCUUUCCUCAAUAUUUUAUUAUCACAAGAAGAGACAAGCAAGGCCUGACAACUUUAUGGAGCUUAGAGAAGUUAAUAGAUAA
Molecule: messenger RNA, 5562 nt
Organism: Blepharisma stoltei
Lineage: Eukaryota; Ciliophora; Heterotrichea; Heterotrichida; Blepharismidae
Source: the annotation of a GenBank genome assembly